Cervus elaphus (red deer) is the source of this 5583-nucleotide messenger RNA. It is a transcript of the gene SYCE1L, whose product is annotated as synaptonemal complex central element protein 1 like. Gene Ontology annotation, biological process: synaptonemal complex assembly. Gene Ontology annotation, cellular component: synaptonemal complex. The transcript has 16 exons. Lineage: Eukaryota; Metazoa; Chordata; Mammalia; Artiodactyla; Cervidae. The record is from RefSeq and is a predicted model, not a curated record. The coding region runs from base 23 to 1111 and encodes 362 amino acids.
GAAGACCAAAGACUUGCUGGAAAUGGUGAAAAAGCUGCAGAAAGAAGGAAGCCUGGAGCCACAGAUUGAAGACCUGAUUAACCGGAUUCAUGAGCUUCAGCAAGCGAAGGAGAAAUCCAGCGAGGAACUGGGAGAAGCCCAAGCUCUUUGGGAGGCCCUGCGUCAGGACCUGGACUCCUUGAGUGGAGAGAAAGUGCACCUGGAGGAGGUUCUGAGCAGAAAGCAAGAGGCACUGCGGACCCUCCAGCUGCAUUGCCAAAGGAAGGCGGAGGAGGCACAGAGGAACUACGUGUUGGCGGAGCACACAGAGCAAAUUUCUAUCCAAAACUCUCAGGUCACAGAGAGUCAAGGACCGAGGAAGCUGGGGUUGCCUAUGGAAGAACAGCUGGAGGAUUUGAUAGGCCCGCACAAGGACCUCUGGGAAUUCCACAUGCUGAAGCGGCGACUGGCCUGGGAGAUCCGUGCCCUGCAGAGCAGCCAGGAGCAGCUGCUCACCGAAGGUGGGACCUGGGCCCGGGGCGGGGGCGGGGCCGGGACGGCCCGCGGGAGCCCCGGCACCGCCCACAACGCCCCGCCCGCCCCCAGAGAGGCAGGCGCUGGCCCGGCUGGAAGACGUGGAGCGGCGGCUGCUCGCGCCGCCCGAGGCCCCCGCCGCCCGGGCGGUGAUCGGCGGGCUGAAGGCGGAGCCAGAGAAACUCGGAGGGGAGGCCCCCGCCCAGACCCAGAACACCCCAGAGGACCGGGCCGGCGCUGGAGAGGCCUGACUCCCGACCCCCGCCCCAGCAGGCCGGCCUCCAGCUCCCCAGUGAGGGCGACCUGGCGCCGCCGACGGAGCUGGUCCCGAUGCUCCACCCGGCCCCACCUUCCUUCAAGCUCGCCCGGGAAUAAAGGCCACGUUUGCGGACCGUGCUCCUCCUCCGCGGGCUCAGUCUGUGCUCCGGGGUCUUUGAGGGUAGGGGUCGGGGUCGUGCUCCGCUCCUCUCUCCGCCGGAGGGGACGGGGCGGCCAGGCAGCCUGGGCGGGGCCUCGACGGACUCCGCCCACCAGCCCCUUGGCGGGCUCGGGCCGCCUCAGCUCAGCAAAGGCUCGGGACGGCUCAGUGUCUGACUGAGUGUCAAGGCCACUCCAUUUCCAUGGCCUCAUCUCGGAUUCCUGAAUUUUACCAAGCAGGCAGCCUCCAGCAGGUUUCCUGACCCAGAGCAGAAAAAGAAAUGCUCAGAUGGCCUGGAAGCUCAAGAAGCAAAAGCUGCGGAUCCAGGACCAAGUGGACUCGCCCAGCACUUCCAGGGACAGGAGAGAACAGCAGGCAAGGAUCCAGCGCAAGUGGUGCCAACUUUCACUGAAUGAAUGAUUCAAUGCCUCUUCCUAGAUAUUGAAAUGAAGGUGCAAAAGAAAUCAAGUGAUGUUGCCAGCAACCUCCCACCCACUUUUAAGAAAACAAACGACAGUCCCUAGCUCUUGCAUAAGGGUGCUUGGCUGAGAGAAAUGGCCGAUUUCCCUCAAUCCUGGUGUCCCACUGCCCUCUGAACCCCUCUGUAGACUACUGACAUCCUCGGGAACGGGAAGAGAGAAGAGGGAAAUUCAGGAUUAUAGUAAAUGGAUGACAGCAGUUCAAGAAUCAAUUCACCCUUGGUCCCUUCCGGAGGAGGAAGGUACGGCCACCUAGGUUGUACUGAUGAUGUCACUUCAGAUGUUCCGAGCCUCAGCAUCAGUGUGACCAUCAGGAAUUGAGGCCUUAAGGUCUUACUUCAGGAAAGGUGAGGACUUCCACUUGAGACAAGCAUCACUGCAGAGUGGCUUCUGAGAGGAAAAAACAUGUUGCGGUAAAGAGAGUAUGAGUUUUGGAAUUAGCGCUAAAUUCAAAGACAGCUCUAUCAGUUACCAAAUCAUCUCAGUCAGAAGAUGGCUAACUAUUUUUGUGAAGAACAAGUGAGUAUUUUAAUUUGUUAACUGAGGUAUAGUUGAUGUACAAUAUUAUGUUAGUCUCAGGUAUACAACAGAGUGAUUCAAAAUUUAUAUAGAUUACAUUCCAUUAUGGUUAUUAUAAAAUAUUGGUUAAUCUCUUGUCUUUGUAGCUUAUUAUAUAUAUACACAUACACACAUACACAUAUCACAUAUGUGUAUACACAUAUACAUAUCACAUGUAGUAGUUUGUACCUCUUAAUGCCUCUCCCCCUUCAGUAAUCACUGGUUUGUUUGCUACAUUUUUUCUACUCCCACAUAAGUCAUAAACAAUAUUUGAUUUUCUCUGUCUGACUAAUUUCACUAAGCGUAAUACCCUCCUGGUCCACUGAUGUUGUUGCAAAUGACACAGUCUCACCCUUCCUCAUGGUUGGGGAGUAGCCCAUGUAACUAGUUCUGCAUCCUCUCACGGGUCGGGGGCACUGAGUUAGUUUGCUUCCGUGCCUUGGUUGCUGCAGACAGUGCUGCCAUGGACGCUGGGCUGCGUGUAUCUUUCUUAAUUAGCGCUUUCAUUUUCAUGGACACACGCCACAUAGGAGUUGAACCGCUGGGCCAUAAGGCAGCUUUGUUUUCAGUUUUGUGAGGAACGCCCACACUGUCUUCCACAGUGUCCCAGGUUACACUCUCACCAGCAGUAUACGGAGGCUGGCUUUCCUCCACCUCCUCACCAGCAGAUGUUCUCCGUGUUCUUUGCGACAAUAACCGUACUGAGCAGUGUCAGGCGCUAUUUCCCUGUGGCUGUGGUUUGCAUUUCUCUGAUGAUUAGCAAGGCUGAGCAUCUUUUUGUGUACCUUUUGGCCAUCUGCAUCUCAUUGGAAAAAAUGUUCAUUCAAUUCUUCUGCCUACCCCCCUUUUGACUGGGUUGUUUUUUGACACUGAGUUGUUUAUAUGUCUUGGAUAUUGUCCCCUUAUUUUUCACCAACAUUUGCAAAUAUUUUCUCCCAGUCAGUAGGCUGUCAUUUUAUUUUGUCCACAGAUUUCUUUGCCGUGAACAAGUCUUUAAGUUUAGUUAGAUACCCUUUAUUUAGUUUUGCUCUAGUUUCUCUUGCCAGAGGAGGCAGAUCCAAAGAAAAUAUUGCUCCACUUUAUGUCCAAGGAUAUUCUAUGUUUUCUUCUAGGAGUUUUAUGGUUUCUGGUCUUACAGUUCAGUCUUUAAUCCAUUUCGAGUUUAUGUUGUACAUGGGAUGAGAAAAUGUAUUCAUUUCUGGCACAGUUUUCCCAGCGCCAGUAACUGCCGAGACUAUUUUCUCCCCUGUAUACUUUCGCCUCUCUGUUGUAGAUUAAUCGCCCCUAAGUGCAUGGGUUUAAUUCUGGUGGGGUCAGGGUCAGGGAGAUGCCGCCUCCUGAAGCACACAGCCAGGUCCCGGAAUGAGUGCCAGCCCGGGGCAGGCAAGGCCGGGUCCUGGGGUCUGGCGGCUGAGUCCAGAGGGGUGGCCGGCCCUGGAGGUGGCGGCGAGGGGGCCGUUUUCUGACACAGCCGCUGCGGGGUCCAGCACGUCUCCGAGCUUGUGUGGGCCUGGUGACGAAGGGGGCUGGACCCCAGGGCGGCGGGCAGCCAAGGUGCCUCCGAGCUGGUGCAGGCCGCUGGCGGGCAGGCUGGGUCCCACCGUGGAAGGCUGGGGUCCAUCCGCUGGCGGGAGAGGCUGGGUCUGCGGCUACGGCAGGCUCACUGGGAGGCUGGGCUUGGCCUGGGGACUCCAGGCUAACGAGCUGGAGGGGGAUUACAGAAUGCUGCUUGCAGCACCAGCGUCCUUGCGUAGGAUGGGCCCCCAGAGAGUCUGAUGCCACUGUCCCUGCCCCGGGGUAUGUCCCAGCUGAUUCCUUCUCCAGAAGACUCUGCAGGAUGGGCGGGAGGUCUGCCCAGGCGCCUUUCUCAGCAUUGCUUUGCCUGAGAGCUCAAAGCGCAUCCUGGAAGAGUGGUGUGGCUGUUUCCCACGGCACUCUGGGACGCCUGAACGUGAGCUCCACUGGCCUGCAAGCCCAAACCUUCUGAGGGCUCGUCUUCCUAGUGCAGACCCCCUGCUCCUGGGGGAAAAGCUCUGCAAGUGUGGUUUUUCUCUGAAAUGUGCACUGCGACUCUGUCUGUCCCACCCACCUCAUCGUGGCUCCUUCUUCGGUCUUUAGUUGUAGAAGCUCUUUUCUGGUGAACGUGUGAGUCACUCAGUCAUGUCUGACUCUCCCUCCAGGCUCCUCUGUCCAUGGGAUUCUCCAGCAAGGAUACUGGAGUGGGCUGCCAUGCCCUCCUCCAGGGGACCUGCGUCUCCUGCAUGGCAGGCAGAUUCUUUACCAUCUGAGGCCCCAGGGUAGGUUCUGGUCUUUAAAUAGCCGUUAUUUCCGUGUGCCUGCAAACCCCUACUCUGCCAUGUGGGGAACUCCCAUCUCACAACAGUAACUAUUUUAGGCUUUAUGGGCCGUAUGACCUUGGUUGCAAUUACUCACCUCUGUACUAAAGCAGCCAUGGACAACACACACAAAUGAGGAUGGCUGUUGUCUAAUGAAAGUUUAUCCACAAAAACAGGCAGCAGUAGGGGGAGAAGAUUUGCCACUGGUAAUUAUUUGCUUUUAUCUGAUCUAAAUAAUUCUGCAUGAAUCAAUUGCCAAGUCUGUUAAAUGACUAAAACAAUUGUAGACAAUUUUAAAAGAAAUCCAAUUUCAUGGUGAGGCUGGCAGCACCUCUCAAGCCAGAGUUGUUUUUUCUGAAGAGCUAUGUAACGCCUGUUAGCUGUAACAACGCAAGGACCAACCAAACCAUAGCUUCGGAUCCCUGAGGACGUGCUGUCCUCUCAGACUCAGCAUCACAAACCAAUCCCAGCUCAUAAGCAUCACACCGAUGCCUCUAAAGUUUCUUCCAAGUCUUCUGAGGAAAAGGACACCUGGAACAUCUGAAUUUAAAACUUGUGUGUCAUUGGCUGAUCAACUGCCUAACUCUUUACCAGCCUCAUCCACAAAACAGGGACAAUAAUACCCACAAAUAAGACCACUUCCCCAGUGGCUCAGCUGAUAAAGAAUCCACCUGCAGUGCAUGAGAUACAAGAGACGUGGGUUCCAUCCCUGGGUCAAAAAGAUCCCCUGGAGGAGGAAAUGGCAAACCCACUUCAGUAUUCUUGCCUGCAAAAUCCCUAAACAGAGGAGCCUGGUGGGCUCCAGCUCAAGGGGUCACAAAGCAUGACUGAGUGAGCUUACAGCGUCAGCUCCGGGGUGAAGGGAGGAGACAGAUGCGUGUGUAGUAUGUAACACAGUGCAUGGAAAUGGUGUGACACAUGCUAGCCAUUAGUGACACUCCUCAGAAACACCAGAACCACGUGAGUCAAGACUCUUGAGCAGCAUUUCUAAAACACAGGAGGAGCUAGUGGUGGUUUUAAUAGCAGCAACAACAGUGAACAUUAGCAGUACCUUGGGACCAACUGCUUUGUAUUACUUAUUCAUUGGGAAAAAAAAGAAAAGAAAAAACCUAACUCUGCACAAUAUUAUCAUCUCAGUUUUGCAGAUGUGAAAAUGGAGGCUCACCGAUGCUGGAACCUGCCCAGGAACGCAGGUCGUUUGGACGGGUCCCUAACAGCAGCAGUUGUAAACGGAAUCUCGCUUAACUUUCACCCGCCUCAAUCUCUCCAUGCUCACCUG